AUGCUAUUGGUGGUAGCGUUGCCUUCAUCUACGGGUCACUGUCGGUUGUCGCAUUUCUAUUCACGUUUUUCUUCGUACCUGAGCUGCGGCAACGAAGCUUGGAGCAGAUUGACGAGAUGUUCAAUGAGCAAUUGCCAACUCGCAGCUUUGCAUCAGAGAUGUCCACAAUACUCCAUGCAGAUCAACCGUGCCAUCAUGGCGUUAAGCACUCGCGAUACAGAAGUCAACAGCAUGACUUCCUCUCUAGAAAAGCAGGAAGGAGAACUACCGGACUGGACAACGGAUCCAUCCAACGCCCAGAACUGGAGUUUGGCCAAAAAGUUAUACAACACGUCGAUUCCGUCCCUUCUUUGUCUGCUUAUAUCCUUCGGCCUGGCCAUCUAUUCGCCAUCCCACGCUCAUGUGCAAGAGGACUUUCACAUCAGUAACACCCUUUCGCUACUCCCAUUCACCUUAUAUGUGUAUGGCCUGGCUUUUGGUCCAAUGAUCUCCGCUCCGUUGAGUGAGACCUUUGGGCGCCGCUUCGUGUAUAUUAUCAUGACUCCACUGGCCCUGCUAUUCAUCCUAGGUGCUGGAUUUGCCCAGAAUUUCGCGACGCUUGCCAUAUGCCGCUUGUUGGGUGGCAUCCUGUGCUCUGCACCUCUCGCCGUGGGCGCCGGGACCAUGAUGGAUGUCUGGUCGGGCCCAAAUACGAACCGCGGGGUGGUUGUGUUGAUGGGGGUUGCUUUCCUGGGACCCGCUCUAGGAUCCCUCGUGGGCGGAUGGAUUGCCGAAUACAAAGAUUUUCGAUGGUCUCAAUGGACAACUUUGUUCCUCGGAGCGGCCCUAUGGGUCUAUUCGAUGGGUGCCCAGGAGACGUACGCGAUCCCUAUACGCCGCCGCCUAGCUAAAAAGGCCGGACUGACUCCUCCUCCAAAGCCGAUUCCUGAUGGUCUAGCGGGAAUCAAGAUACUCAUGACAGUCACACUGGCACGACCUCUCUACAUGCUGCUCACCGAGCCCAUCGUCACCCUCUGCUCCCUCUACUCCUCGCUGAAUUUCUCCGUGUUGUUUUGCUUCCUUGCCUCGGUGCCGCUGAUAUACAGCACCAAUUAUGACUUCUCACCGGGUCAGUCUGGACUGGCUUUCAUUGGCAUUGCCGUGGGCUGUAUCAUCGGUGCUAUGGCGUUGGUGAUCGUCGACGCAUACACGUUGUCCAAGCACCGUGCCAGACAUCCCGGGGAGCCAGCACCUCCCGAAAGAAUGCUUAUGGCCGCGAUGAUGGGGAGCCCCCUGAUGCCUGCGGCAUUAUUCUGGUUUGCCUGGACCUCACAGCCUGGGAUUCAUUGGAUAAGCAGUAUUAUCGCCAUGGGGCUCUUUGGCUGCUCGAACAUUAUGAUCUUUGUCUCAACGAUGCUAUAUCUUACGAACGUGUACGGAGCCAAGGCUGGGGCCUCAGCUCUGGCAGCAAACGGUCUGCUGCGAUAUGGUGUGGGCGGUUCUUUUCCCUUGUUCACCAUCCCAAUGUACAACAAUCUUGGUUUUACUUGGGCAUCAAGCCUGCUCGGCUUCCUCGCUAUCGCCUUUGCUCCUCUGCCUUGGAUAUUCUAUCGGUUCGGAAGUAAGAUCCGUCAAUCCAGCGCUUACACGGCAUGA
This is a messenger RNA of Aspergillus oryzae RIB40, 1635 nucleotides long. RefSeq names its product MFS transporter. Gene Ontology annotation, molecular function: spermidine transmembrane transporter activity; spermine transmembrane transporter activity. The transcript is spliced from 5 exons. Lineage: Eukaryota; Fungi; Ascomycota; Eurotiomycetes; Eurotiales; Aspergillaceae. The record is from RefSeq and is a predicted model, not a curated record. The coding region runs from base 1 to 1635 and encodes 544 amino acids. Gene Ontology annotation, biological process: transmembrane transport; spermine transport; spermidine transport.